AUAAUUAAGAAUUUGGAGGCGAAGCAGGUUGAGAUAUGUUUUGACAAUAUUUUUUUCAGCUUUGUGGCGGAGUUAUAAGCAACUCACGAAUCUCAGCAUCCUUAUCUUUGUAGCGGUGCUUGGAAGAAUUUUGUGAAGUUCGGUGCUCCAAGUCCAAGGCCAUUUCGGGCUGCAGAACUUGAACUCAAACUGAUCGUCAAAUUUGGUGUGCAGAACAAAAGGGACAACUCAAAGGCGGCAUGCUCUGCUUGGGCGCCGGAGGCUCCGGGGGCCCGGCGGCGGCCGGCGGCUCCUCGGGCGGGCCGGGCCAGCCGCCGGCUGACCCGGAGCCCGAGGAGGCCGCUGGCGACGAACAGGACCCCACGUGCGCGUGCUGCAUGAACGACAUCGAGGACGAGGAGCUGCAGGCGCUGGGCAAGUCCUACCACCCAGAGUGUUUCCGGAAGAAUUACAGAUGCUCCGUCUGCGACGCGUCGCUGGCCACCUGGUACUUCGAGAAGGACGGCAUCCUCUUCUGCAAGGCCGACUACGCCGACAAGUUCGGCGAGUCGUGUCAGGCCUGCUCCAAGGUGAUCACCGGCCCUGUGAUGGAGGCGGCCGAACACAAGUUCCACCCGGAGUGUUUCCGGUGCACCUCCUGUAGCGGUUUCAUCGAGGAUGGACAGGCGUACGCGCUCAUCGAGCGCUCCAAGCUCUACUGCGGCGACUGCUACACGCGCCGUAUGGAGCUGCUGGCGCCCUCGGAGCCGUUCCGCGUCCCACACUCGAUCCAGCUGGUGCAGCUGCCCGGCGGCGGGGAGGACGCCGCCUCCCGGCAGAUCCGGCUCGGGUCGCCAGAUCCCGGCUCGGUGGCCGUCCGAAUCGCAGAGAUGAGUCUGAACUCUGAGAUCGCCUCGCUGCACGCCGGUGACCGGGUGCUGGAGGUGAACGGUCUGCCCGUCUCCGGCGACAACAUGGAAACCAUCGAGAGGAUCAUUAACGACGCCCACGAGGACGUGCAGCUAACCAUCGAGCACGACCCUCGUCCUGUGCCGCCGUCGGCCCGGCGCCUCAGUGUGGACGGCGGCCGCCAGAGGCGCUGGCGUCGCUCUGACGAGGGAUACCUGUCGGGCCGGAGUCGCCAGCUGCGCCGGCCCGGGCGGCAGGAGAAGGAGGAGCGCUCCAGCAGCAUGCCGCGCAUACUCGAGAGCAGUGGCCCGGAUGGCGGCGAGUCGGACACACUGGCCCGAACCCAGUCGUUCCGAGUUCCGCCGAAACACCAGCGCAUCUUUCGGGCGGCCGACCUCGUCAAGGGUGACCUGCUCGGCACCGGGUUCUUCGGAAAGGUGUUCAAGGUGACGCACCGGACCACGGGCGAGACGAUGGUGCUCAAGGAGCUGUACCGGGUGGACGAGGAGGCGCAGUCCAACUUCCUGAAGGAGGUCGCCGUGCUCCGGUCUCUGGACCACCCGAACGUGCUGGGCUUCAUCGGCGUGCUGUACAAGGAGCGCCGACUGCACCUGGUCACCGAGUACAUCAGUGGCGGCUCGCUGGCUGCCCUGGUACACAACGCCAGCGAGCCGCUGCCCUGGGAGCAGCGCGUCGGCUUCGCCAGGGAUAUCGCGGCCGGCAUGGCGUACCUGCACAGCCGGGACAUCAUCCACCGCGACCUCAACUCACACAACUGCCUUGUCAGGGAGAACCGGACAGUGGUGGUUGCCGACUUCGGUCUGGCGCGGAUCAUCACCGAGAACCACUCGACGCUCGAGCGGAGAAAGAUGAACCGCGCGCGCCGCCUGCAGAGGAAAAAACGGUACACGGUGGUGGGUAACCCGUACUGGAUGGCCCCAGAGAUGAUGAGGGGCCAAAAGUACGACGAGAAGGUGGAUAUCUUCUCGUUCGGUAUCGUCCUAUGUGAGAUAAUCGGCCGAGUAGCAGCCGACCCGGACUUUCUGCCGCGGCGCUCCAAGGACUUUGGUCUGGACGAGGCCGAGUUCCUCAGCCGCUUCUGCAGCAGUUGUCCGAUGGCCUUCUUCAAGAUCUGCUGCAUGUGCUGCAACACCGACCCCGACCUCAGGCCGGCGUUUUCGCUGACUGUCGAGUGGCUGCAGACGCUCGGCCUGCACAUCGGCGUGUGCUCGGAGCCGCCGGCCGAGCUGCUGGCUGAGCUGGAGCUGUUCGCCAGCGGCGGCCGGGCCAGCCCGGCGCCGCCGCAGCUGCCGCCGCCGCCGCUGCUUCGUACCAUCUCCGAGACGCCGCCGGCCUACUUCUACCUGACGCCGCCGGACAGUCCGUCCCGCACACCGGCCUCCCCCACCGGCCUGCUGACUCCCGACGGUCAGUCGCCGCCGCCGGUACCGACCUCGGCCCUGUGAGGGACCGACGGCGGGCCGGGGGACGGGAGGGGCGCCCGGUGGGACGGAGGGGACCCCUGGCGGUGGCCGAGCGUUGCUGACCACUGGAAUGGAGAGGGCGCUGCCGUCUGCGGAGGGACCGGCCGCGGGGCCGAGUCUGCCUUACACAGGCGGUGGGCUCCUAGAGUUAGCUUUGUCCUGCCGAUGUUGCAGGAUCUGGUCACAUCAGCUGCUGUUAGGACUCUUGCGACUAGGGGUGAGAUGUAGUCUGGGCACUGCUGCUCUGGCCUUGCUGCGUUACACCCUCCUACUGAUCUGUCACACCAUUCUCUCAGUAUAUGGAAUCUCAUAAUUCCUUUUAGAGGCUUAAACUUGGCAUUGUGCCUUACUGAAUCAGUAGCCUAGCUGAAUCUAUCUCACCAAGUUUCUCUGUUUUCUAAUAGUCUAAGGCCUAAGCUAACCCUUUCAGCACAUUCCUUAUCACCAUUUCCAGUUAGGAUGUAUUUAACGUACCUUGCCGCUCAGUUUCGCUCCCAACGAGCUUUGCUGUUGUCACCGUCGUAAAGCUGUUGUGGCCUUUCAUUCCCAUCUGGAAUAGCUGAGGGGCGACUACGUUGUCGCUGUCGGGCUCUACCCAGCCGUGGCGUUCCUCACUCCCCUCGGAAUAGCGGUGAAGCUAGUGAGCUGCCCUGCUGCCGUUUGAGGCGUGCUCUCAGUGGCGCAGACCAAAGAGAGGUGCACAGAAAUAGGCUGUUUCCUAGUUGAAACGCGGGGUAAGUUAAGCGGAAAUGUCUGAGCUGAUCGUGGAAGCUAAGUGAAUGUUGAAUCAUUUGAUGUCUUAGAACGAUCAUGCUUUGUCGCCGAUUUUGUUUUGUUUCCGUUUGUUUUAUUUUAAGGAUUUUGGGAUUUUGUUUUCGGUGCAUUUAUGUUGUGUGUUUUCUGGUCACGGUCCAUUUAUGGUGGACUGGUCGCUGUUGUGAGCUGGUUGCACUCUUAACACCAUUAUCAUCUCAUGUGUGAUCUCAAGUCGACGUAAGCUGCUACGCUGUAGACGGUAGUCAUACCUAGAACACAACAAUACCCGAUCGGUACCAGUUCGAUCCUGCCAACGAAGUCGCGCUUCACCACCAACGCUAUCCUUCGCCAGAACUGUCUAGCUUUGAACCUUUUUGUCGCUCCAUUUGGCGUCCCGGUUGUGGCGGUCACGGUGACGACGGGCCGCACCUCCCGUGUGGCGACUCGCCCCGUGUCGGAGCAUCCGCUGCCGUGUGGCGGGUCGCGCUGUGUCGGAGCAUCCGCUGCCUUGUGGCGGGUCUCGCUGUGUCGGAACGGCCCGCUGUCGGCCGGUAGGUCGGUGGGUCCACCUGUGUCGAUAUACCCGCUGUCGGUCGGUGGGUCACGCUGUGUUCGUAUGUACACCCGCUCUCGGUCGGUGGGUCGGCGCCGUGUUGGUACGCCCGCCGUCGGUCGGUGUGUCACUGGCUCACCGCUGUCGUGACUCUGUCGAUCGGUGUGUCGAUAUACCCGCUGUCGGUCGGUGGGUCGGCGCUCGGACGAUGCGCGGCAUCCCGUUCACCUCUGAUGUAAUCACAGCAGUGGCCGGGGCGGGGCGCAAACACUGCCGUCCGGCUGUCCACAGUCCGGGAGAGGGGUAGAGAGAGAGAGGGACCUGCUCGGAGCCGCAGAGUCCACCGGAGACGGACAGCCGGUCACUGCUCACAUGGAACGGAGGAGGAGACGGCCGGCCCGCCGCGCCAGUGGGCAGUUAUGUAACGUCCAGCGCCUCAAAAUUCUAUUGCUUUCGUGCAAUAUAGAUACCGGCAAUCCUCAUAGGAGGUUCAGAGAAGCGAGCGCCACAAUUGAACACACUGUGGGUGCUGUGUCUGCCGCCUCUCCUCCCUCGUCGCGCUGAGAUACGGCCCGUGUCGACUGUUUGCCGCUGAGACACUCCGCCCUACGACGGCCGUACGUCCGCCCUACGACGGUCGUUCGUCCGCCGUAUGACGGCUAACGUCCCGGUGUGACGCCAAAACACCCGCCGUGUCGGGUCGGCCGGGUCACAGCUCCGGGUGGCGAGAGGUCCCUGUGUCAGUGCCGGUUCAGAGUCGGUAGGACGGAUGGUGAAUGGAGCAGAGGGACGGUUCCCAUAGAGAUGGGCCUGCCAGUGAGAAGCGAGACGCCUUGAGUAAAGUAUCGCCUUUCUUAUCGACCCGGCUAUUCCCGUGACCGUUUGACCCACACGUUGUGGUUGAAAGAUGUUAUAGAUCCUAUCCGAUCCUGAGAGCUACUAGUGGGUUACCCUGAUCAUCUACCGACCCUUGCCGGCCCCUCUUACAACGGAAAUACUAUUUCACAUCGUGCAUCUUCAGAUGCGACCAUCUUCUUAGAUUCCAUUGAUUAUCGACCUACGUUGACUGCUAUAUACCCACUGCGAUCACUGAAGCACCACAUCGCUCCAGUCUGGAGUUUCCGGACGAGCGGAGUCUUAUCACUAGUCCCGACUGAUGACGUCACACCCAGCCGAGUGACGUCACUCCUGGAUGUGUCUCCGGGAAUCACCAUGUUACUGUUGUUGCACAGUGUGCCUGCUUUGUGUGCGUCGGCGGGGUUAUUUGCACCGGUCGUGUGUAUGUCGCCUCGCGACGUGUCUGUUUUGUUUUGAGAGCUGUGCGCGUUGACAUUCAGUAUUUUUGCUACGGUUUGUAUUGGUCACCUUGUGCUAGUCUGCCCUGUAAGCGUGUCAAAAUACACGUAUUUUUGUA
Messenger RNA from Amphibalanus amphitrite, 5095 nucleotides. Its product is annotated as LIM domain kinase 1-like. Gene Ontology annotation, molecular function: protein binding; protein serine/threonine kinase activity; ATP binding. NCBI's taxonomy places the organism in Eukaryota, Metazoa, Arthropoda, Thecostraca, Balanomorpha, Balanidae. Gene Ontology annotation, cellular component: nucleus; cytoplasm. The record is from RefSeq and is a predicted model, not a curated record. The coding region runs from base 240 to 2354 and encodes 704 amino acids. The transcript is spliced from 15 exons. Gene Ontology annotation, biological process: protein phosphorylation; actin cytoskeleton organization.